AGUGCCGUUUGCUGAAGGACCGCGAGCUCGCCCUCCUUUUUGUUUGCUGUCCCCGGCGCAUGGCUGCCUCGUCCGCCUCCGCUGCCACAGCAUCCUCGGAGAGGAUGCUGUCCUACGAGGACGACGUUGCCCACACGGAGCCUCCAGCAAGCUGCGACGAGGCGCCCUCUCGGGCCCGCCCAGCGCGAGCGAAGCUCGCGUUCCGCGCCGGGACGGCGCUGACGGGCUUCGCCGCCGUCGCCGUGGCCUGGGCCGCGCUGGGGCCGCAGCGGGCGCCGGAGCAGCGGGCUGGCCUGCGCGCGGUGGUGCAGCAGGCCGAGAAGAAGCGAUCGAAGAGGGCCGAGAAGAAGCAGCACGAGGAGGUCGUGGCGGACCCGCUGCAGGCGGUCUACGACGCAGCGGGGGCCAGAGAGUGGGCGCUGGGCGAGCUGUCCGACAGGUGGAAGGAGGCCGAGGAGAGGGCGCAGAAGCUCCUCGGCGAGAUCUCCAUGGACGACAAGCUGGCCCUGCUGCACGGGCGGCAGACCGAGAGCGGCUACGCCGGGUACGUGGCCUCCGAUGGCAUCCCGGGGUCCGUGCCCCUGCGCAUGAACGACGGGCCGCAGGGUUUCAACCCGUACACCGAGGAGGCCAAUCAGGGCACCACCACGCAGUUCCCCUGCCUGCUGGCCGUCGCAGCCACCUUCGACCCAGAGGCCUCCCGGCGAUACGCCAACGCCAUCGCGGAGGAGUUCGUCGGCAAGGGCGCAAACGUGCUGCUGGGUCCUGACGUUGAGGUGCUCCGCGUGGCCGUGGCGGGGCGGAGCUUUGAGACACUCUCUGGUGAGGAUCCAUACCUGGGCAGUCAGCUCGUCAAGCCCUUCGUAGAGGCGGUGCAGGGCAAGGGGAUCAUCGCCACGGUCAAGCACUGGCUGAAUAACAACCAGGAGGUCAUGCGCAUGACCAUGAGCGUGGAGGUCGGGGACCGCGCCCAGCACGAGAUCUACACCCCAGUCUUCAAGGCUGCGUUCGAGGCAGGUGCUGCUGCCGUCAUGUGUUCGUACAACAAGGUCUAUGGCACCUACGCCUGCGAGAACGACCGGAUCCUGAAGAAGUUGCUGAGGGACGACCUUGGCUUCCGCGGCCUUCUCAUGUCGGACUGGGAGGCGACCCACGACGCCAAAGCCUCGGCCAAUGGCGGUCUCGAUAUCGAGAUGCCCACCGACGCCAACUUCGCCGAGCUCGGAGGGCUCGUUGGUUCGGGCGAGGUCUCGGAGGAAACUAUCGACGCGAUGGCAGGCCACGUCCUGGCGUCGAUGUACUUCGCUGGGCAGUUCGAUGGGAAGUUUGAGGGCGAGGUGUUGGACCGGGUCUCGUUUGACGACGUCACGAGCGACGAGCAUCGCGAGGUUGCGAAGCAGACGAUCAUUGACAGUGCUGUCCUCGUUAAGAACGAAGACCACACGUUGCCCAUCGAGGCGAAGGGCAAGAAGAUAGCCAUGAUCGGAAAGUAUUGCAGAGACUCCACGUGGGAGAGCGACUACAUGGGCACCUCUAGCCCCUUCAUGGCAGGUGGCAGCGGCUACGUCACGACGACCCGGACGAUCCCCCCUCUGAAGGCGCUGCAGGACCUGGUCCAGGACGCAGAGUCCAUCGAGUGGAGACGCGUCCGCUGGCGAGGGAGCCGACAUCGCCAUCAUCUGCGCCUCGGACUGCGAUGCCCACGAGGGCUGGGAUCGCCCCAACUUUACGCUGCCAGAGGCCGCUGGCCUCGUGAAGGCCCUCAGGGACCAGGGCGGCGACAAGAAGGUGGUGAUGCUCGCCAUCGUGCCCGGAGAGGUGACGACCGAGUGGAUCAAGGACACGGACGCCGCCCUCUUCCUCUUCAUGCCCGGGGAGCAGGUGGGCCCCGCGGCGGCCGACCUGCUGACCGGCGCCUCGAGCCCCGGGGGGAGGCUGCCGAUCUCGCUCCCGAACGACGGCGAGAAGCCCCAGGGCACCAAGUUCACGGACGAGCAGUACCCCGGCUCGUGCGGGCCCCCCGACUACUGGUGCGACGACCUGGUCGCCAACUUCUCGGAGGGCGUCCUCAUCGGCUACCGCUGGUACGACGCGAAAGACAUCAAGCCGAAGUACCCCUUCGGGUUCGGGCUCACCUACACGGACUUCGAGUACGAGGGUUUCGACGCGGUGUGCUCCGAUGCCGGCGCCGUGGUCUCACUAGAGGUGAAGAACGUCGGCGGCCGCGACGGCGCGGCGGUGCCCCAGCUCUACGUGGGGUUUGCCAGCCUGAAGCCGUUGCUCCGGCAGAUCCGCGGCUUCCAGAAGGUUCAGGUGCCAGCGGGGAAGUCGGUGCCAGUGACGUUUGUCCUCACGGAGGACGACUGGAGUUGGUACGACGAGGCCGCAAGCAAGUGGCGGUCCGCUUCGCAGACUGGCGAGAAGAUCACCAUCAGCGUCGGGAGCUCCUCGGGGGACCUCAUCUGGAACAAGACCCUCGCCUGCGGUGGACAACCCACGAAAUCUGCGAACAAGAAAGUGUCCAAGUAGCCCUUUGGAUCAGGGUACUCGCAGUAUUUUUUGUCUGCGGUCCCCAAACUUUGGGUCCGAUCGCUUUCCAGGGGCCGGAGCGCGGGCGACCCCCGUCAGCGCCGCUGCGUCCGGCCAUCCAGUCCGCAUUUGCUUUCCCCCAGAAGCUAUGUGGCAGCUCGGCCCCCGCAUGAUCAUAUCAUUGCCGCGGCUUGUAGUUUCUGUUGCUCGGUUGGAGUGCACAAAGUUCGCACCCAGUCGCAUCGCGGAGAAAAUCCGCGGUCAAGAAUUUGCAGCAUUUCUGAAAGCCGGGCGUCUCCGGGUGCAUGAGUACCCGCAGCCCCCCAGGGCUGGCGCGGCCCAAUUCCCUGGGGGCCUCCUGCGGGCGAGCCGCCCAAACGCGGAGGCAGCGUGAAAAGCUCAGUGCGGGAGGGAGCCGCGCCGCAGCGAGGGUGGAACACGCUGCUCGAGAGCCGGAGGAGGAGCAGCACGGCAAGCAGACACGUAUACCCAUUGUGGCCGCCACAGGGCCUUGAAAUCACAGCAUCGCGUGAUGUCGCUGUCUCUGCAGUGCACUGACCAGCCGCGCCGGCGUUGCUCCAGAUGGGUGACGAAACUACGGAA
Prorocentrum cordatum is the source of this 3132-nucleotide messenger RNA. The record is from the annotation of a GenBank genome assembly. NCBI's taxonomy places the organism in Eukaryota, Dinophyceae, Prorocentrales, Prorocentraceae.